Molecule: messenger RNA, 1629 nt
Organism: Toxotes jaculatrix (banded archerfish)
Lineage: Eukaryota; Metazoa; Chordata; Actinopteri; Toxotidae
Gene: msraa
Product: methionine sulfoxide reductase A
Exons: 6
Coding region: 79-786 (235 amino acids)
Biological process (GO): cellular response to oxidative stress
Cellular component (GO): cytoplasm
Molecular function (GO): peptide-methionine (S)-S-oxide reductase activity
Source: RefSeq, a predicted model, not a curated record
UGUCGCUCUUAUGUAGCUAAGCUAGCCUAGCUAGCCCUCAGUGUGCUGUGGGAGUGUGUUGGUGCCUCUGUGGGUUCAAUGGUCUCCUCCUCCAGACUUCGUCUGAUUUGGCGUCAUUUUGUAAACAGUAGGAUGGGAGACAUGGCUUCUAAAGCCCAGAUGCCGACUCCGGAGACAGCGUUGCCUGGGCGGACUGACAGCAUCAAAGUGUCCGCCAAACACGAUGUGAACGGGAACAGGACUGUUCCACCUUUUCCAGAGGGGACAGAGAUGGUCAUGUUUGGCAUGGGCUGUUUCUGGGGAGCAGAGAGGAAGUUCUGGAGACAAAAGGGGGUUUAUUCCACCCAGGUGGGCUACUCUGGAGGAUAUACACCUAACCCCACCUACCACGAGGUUUGCACAGGUAGGACAGGCCACACUGAGGUGGUGAGAGUUGUCUUCUAUCCGGACCAGAUCAGCUUCCCCAACCUGCUCAAAGUUUUCUGGGAAAGCCACAACCCGACUCAAGGGAUGCGUCAGGGGAACGAUGUUGGGACCACAUACCGCUCUGCCAUCUACGCCUACACAAAGCAGCAGCUUGAGGAAGCUUUGGCGUCCAGAGAUCAAUAUCAGAAGGUUCUAACGGAGGAAGGUUUUGGUCCAAUAACAACAGAAAUAACAGAAGCCAAGCCGUUCUAUUACGCUGAGGAUUACCACCAGCAGUACCUGAGCAAGAACCCUGACGGAUACUGCGGCCUGGGCGGGACAGGAGUCUCCUGCCCAAUAGGAAUCAAGCCGAAGUCUUAGAUGGCCAACAACAACCAAGAACCACGUCUAAUCUGUUGAGUGAGGAUGUUAUGGUGGAGAGAUUUUUAAGAUUUAAAAUGCUUACGGAUGCAAAAAGCUUUGGUUUUUAAAUAUGAUCAUAUCAGGUUUUUGUACCUUUAAUGAUGUAUUAAGGUGCAUGAGUGUAAUAUGUAAACUGCCUCACACCUGUGGACUUGAUAAUGCUAAUAUUCCUCAGUCUUAGGACCACGUUUUCCUGCUGAAUCUUCCUGAAAAUAACUACUUUUGGUCAGGACACACUGAUUUUUGUUCAGAAAUGUGAUGACUGUGCUGCAGUAAGGACACACUCCUCCAGCCUGAUGUGACCCAGUGAAACACAACAUAAACUGCAGUUUAGAGGCUGAUACAAGCUGUCAGUCCUCUCAUCUCUCUGCAACUGGUAAUCAUACCAGUGCCUGAACAUGUAUGUAUAUAGACUGUAUUGUAACAGUGAUGCAGCACUUCACAGCCUGGGCAGAUGUGGUACAGUUUCAUAUGUUAGAUACAUGAAACUCUGUAUAAGCUAAUGCACUCCUGUGAGACAGAUGCAUAAAAUGAAGAGAAUGAAAUCUAGUGAAAAAAAAAAUAGUCAGCUCCCACACAGUCUCAGCACAAGAUUUAUUUAAGAAAGCAUUAAAUUUAGUUCUGACAGACAGUGUGUUGUAGUCCUUAUUUCGCUGGCUUUCAGCUGCAGAUGAAAAUAAAGUGUUUUAGCUCAGGUGGCUUCAUAAAUCAUGAUUAUUUAAGAAAGGGUUGCUCUGAAACUGAUGCUGUUUGCUUUUUCAAAAUCCGUUGAGGAAUGAAACAUAUUAAAAGUUGGUGAAA